Messenger RNA from Suncus etruscus (white-toothed pygmy shrew), 300 nucleotides. RefSeq names its product keratin-associated protein 6-2-like. Gene Ontology annotation, biological process: keratinization. NCBI's taxonomy places the organism in Eukaryota, Metazoa, Chordata, Mammalia, Eulipotyphla, Soricidae. The coding region runs from base 1 to 300 and encodes 99 amino acids. The record is from RefSeq and is a predicted model, not a curated record. The transcript has a single exon.
AUGUGUGGCUACUACGGAAACUACUAUGGAGGACGUGGCUAUGGAGGCUGUGGCUAUGGAAGCCUAGGCUGUGGUUAUGGAAGCCUAGGCUGUGGCUAUGGCUCCUGCUAUGGCUCUGGUUACCGUGGUCUGGGAUGUAGUUAUGGCUGUGGCUAUGGCUCUGGCUAUGGUUGUGGCUAUGGCUCUGGCUAUGGUUGUGGCUAUGGCUCUGGCUAUGGUUGUGGCUAUGGCUCUGGCUAUGGCUGCUAUUCUGGCAAUAGAUGUGGCUCUGGAUUUGGCUGUGGCUUUGGCUACUACUGA